Messenger RNA from Diversispora eburnea, 2793 nucleotides. The record is from the annotation of a GenBank genome assembly. Lineage: Eukaryota; Fungi; Glomeromycota; Glomeromycetes; Diversisporales; Diversisporaceae.
AUGGUAAAAUCAUAUUUGAGAUUUGAACCUUGGAAAACUUUUGGAGUCAUUUCUAGUUCCUUAUCAAAUGCAGUUUUAACAGGUGAAGAUACACUUACAGUUGCUCCUGCUUUAGAAGAUAUUAUUUUAUGGGAUUUAAAAAAAGGUUUACAGAAAGAAAAAUGGCAUGAUUCUGAUAAUAAAUCAGAAGUAACUGUAAUAGCAAGAAGUCCGAAUAAUCAAGAUUAUGCCGUCGGGUAUACUGAUGGAUCGAUCAGAAUAUGGAGAAUUGGGCAAUCAGCUACUUCGCUUAUUUUUAAUGGACAUCGAAAAGCGGUAACUAGCUUGUUAUUUGAUAAAACUGGGACAAGAUUAGCAUCAGGAUCAAAAGAUACAAAUAUAAUUCUUUGGGAUGUAAUCGGUGAAGUUGGACUUUUUAGAUUGUGUGGUCAUAAGGACCAAAUCACUUCAAUCCGGUUUCUUCCUAAAUCUUUAUUAAGUAAGGACAAUGAAAUUUCAUCACCGGGAUAUCUUAUUUCGUCAUCUAAAGAUACUCUUUUAAAGUUAUGGGAUCUUAGUACUCAGCAUUGUAUCGAGACAGUAGUAAGCCAUCGUAGUGAAAUUUGGGAUUUUGAUAUAUCAAAAGAUGGUAAAAUGAUUGUCACAGGUGGUGAUGAUGCAGAUAUGAAAGUCUGGACAAUUGAUUAUGAAGUUCUUGAAAGUAAUUUUGAAGUAAAAAAUAAUCAGAACGAAAAUAAUGUAAAUAAUGCUGAGGUGAAAAAAGUAAUCAAUUUUUAUGGAAAUGUGAAAAGGCAAGGGAAAGAUCGUGUUGUCACAUUAAAGUUUCAUCCUAAGGUUGAUUUAUUAGGUGUGCAAGGACCAGAAAAAUUUGUUGAAAUUUUUAGAAUUCAUACUCAUGAAGAAAUAAAAAAGAAAAUGGCGCGUCGUAAGAAAAGACAGAAAGAAAAAAAUCAAAAGCUUGGAAUUAAUGAUGUUGAUGAAAAUAUGACGAUUCAAAUAGAUAAUGAAGUCAAGGAGAAAGAAAUUAAUGUUAAUGAUAUGAUAACUCCAUAUCAAAUUAUUCGUGCAAACGGGAAGAUUCGUUCCUUUGAUUUUUUGCCAAAUGAAAACAUUUCAAAAAUCAAUUCAAUUCAGAUUCUCACAUCCUUGACAAAUAAUACACUCGAGUUAUAUGCGUUAAGUUUACCUUCUAAGAAAAAAGAUGAACCAGUACCUACGAAUCUUUAUUCAUUAGAUAUACCUGGUCAUCGUAAUGAUGUUAGAACUUUAGCGUUAAGUUCUGAUGAUGAAUUAUUAUGUUCAUGUUCGAAGGACAAUCUUAAAAUCUGGAAUGUUAAAUCGUCAUCAUGUAUUAAAACUAUUGAAUGCGGAUAUGCUUUAUGUUGUUCGUUUUUACCAGGAGAUCGUUAUGUUAUUGUCGGUACAAAAUCUGGACAUUUGGAAUUAUUCGAUCUCGCAUCAUCAUCUAUCAUUGAAUCUAUAGAAGCACACGAUGGUCCUAUAUGGUCAUUACAUAUUCGUCCAGAUAAAGAAGGGAUUGUUACGGGGAGUGCGGAUAAAAAUGUUAAAUUUUGGGAUUUUGAAUUUUUGUUGGAAAACUCUAACGGAGAAAUCACGACAAGUACGCGUAGAUUAACUUUAAUUCAUAAACGUACACUUAAAAUGACUGACGACGUUUUAUGCGUUCGUUACAGUCCCAAUCAGAAAUUGAUAGCAGUUGGAUUAUUGGAUUCGACAGUUAAAGUAUUUUAUAGUGAUACAUUGAAAUUUUUUUUGUCAUUAUAUGGACACAAGCUUCCCGUGUUGUCAAUGGAUAUUUCCUCGGAUAAUUCAUUAUUGGUAACUGGUUCAGCAGAUAAAAAUAUUAAAAUAUGGGGACUUGAUUUUGGCGAUUGUCGCAAAUCGAUAUUCGCCCAUCAAGAUAGUAUAAUGUGUGUUCAAUUUCUGCAUCACACACAUUAUAUUUUCUCAUCGAGUAAAGAUAGAUUAGUGAAAUAUUGGGAUGGUGAUAAGUUUGAAAAUAUCAUGAAGCUUGAAGGACAUCAUGGAGAAAUUUGGUCUUUAGUUCUUAGUAAACGAGGAGAUUUAUUAGUUACGUGUUCACAUGAUAGAUCUAUUAGAAUGUGGGAGCAAACAGAUGAACCGCUUUUCCUUGAAGAAGAACGGGAAAAGGAAAUGGAAGAGUUAUAUGAAUCUACAUUAACAACCACUUUGGAAAAAACCAAUCUUGAUGACUUAGAUACAACUCUUACAGGUAAACAAACCAUAGAGACACUUAAAGCUGGAGAACGUAUAAUAGAGGCAUUAGACAUUGCGGACGAAUAUACAUCAGAUUGGACAACUUAUAAUCAGAUAAAGGAAAGGGGACAAGAUCCUGGACCCCCACCAAAAUCAAAUCCUAUUCUUGUCGCAUUCGGAAAUUUGACAGGAGAUCAAUAUGUGCUCAAAAUAAUAGAAAAAAUAAGAUCUUCGGAUUUAGAGGAAGCCUUACUGAUUUUACCAUUUACCAAAGUUAUAUCAUUAUUACGAUACUUGGACAUUUGGGCUAAAAAGGAAUGGAAUGUAGUAUUGACAUCACGAAUACUUAUUCAACUUCUUAAAGUUCACCAUGAUCAAAUUGUGGCUAAUCGAGUCUUGAGACCAAUAUUGGAUUCACUUAGAACACAUAUACAUACAUCUUUGAAAGUUCAGAAGUCAAAUAAGUCAUCAGAAUUUUUUGAAGAUUUACCAACAGACAAUGAAAUAGAAAGUGAAUCCUUAAAAAAGAGAAAAUUUAUAAACCUGAAAACAUAA